AUGAAGUUUUUGUCUUUGGUUACGUUGGCGGCGGCCGUCUCCGGCGCCACCGUCGAAAACUUGAGACGCGAAGAAAACAAGCAAGAAACGAUUGUACCUUUGCGUCUCGAUUUUUCUGUGCUCCGUGGUAGCUCGCCGCAAGAUAUGGCCCCCGGCCGUGGUGCGGCGCUUGCCAAACGUGAUGGCCAAGCGGAAUUGACUAUUCAAAAUGAACAAACGUACUACAGUGCCGAUUUGAAACUUGGACUGGACCAUCAGGAGGUUUCCGUGUUAGUGGACACGGGGUCCUCCGAUCUUUGGAUCAUGGCUUCUGAUGUAGAGUGUUACUCCUCGCAACUGCAGAGCAGUUCCACCAAGAGAUCCGUGGGUGACCAUUUCGGCCGGCGCCGAGCUUUAAGCGAAGAUGACUUGGCCCAUGCGCUCUUCCAAGAGCAAAGUGACAAUACUCCAGACGCUUCGCAACCUCUUCAAGACAAACGUGACACUGAACUGAUGGCUUUUCCUGAUAUUGCCUCUAUUUUAGAGAGUUUCACAAUCAUAGAAACGAAUAUUCCACAGCCUUCUGGGUCAAGCUCUCCCGAUGUAUCAGGUGGAUCAGGUGGGUCCGGUGGCUACGGCGGCUCCAAUACAUGUACUUCGGAGGGAUCGUUUAACACAGACUCCUCAGACACUUUCCAUAUGAACAGUUCUGCGCCUGAUUUUGCAAUUCAAUAUGCGGACGGCACUAGUGCCCGUGGGUUUUGGGGAACUGAUUACGUAUCCAUUGAUACUGCCAAUGUUUCGGACGUGAGUUUUGCUGUGGUAAACGAAACGGACCUGGGAUUCGGUGUGUUGGGCAUAGGGCUUCCAGGCUUGGAAACCACCUAUUCGGGCACUUCGGGAAGCUACAUGUACGAGAACUUUCCAAUGCGGUUGAAGAGCUCUGGAGUCAUUCACAAAAACGUGUACUCACUUUACUUGAAUAAAGCUGAUGCACAACUGGGACUGGUUUUGUUUGGAGGAGUGGACCACGCUAAGUAUACCGGACAAUUGACAACAGUGCCACUCGUGAACAUCUACAGCAAAUACUAUAAAAACCCAAUCCGCUUGGACGUGGCAUUGGACAGCAUUUCCUUCGAACUGACCUCUUCAAACAUUACUGCCUACAAAGGCAACUUAGCAGCCUUGUUGGAUCUGGGAACCACUUACUCAUAUCUUCCAACUUCUGUGUUUGAGAGAUUUAUAAAUGUGGUCAAUGCUCAAAGCUCCUCCAUAGGUCUCUACCAGCUCAGCUGCAGCUACAACACCGACCUGGCAUCGGUAGUAUUCAACUUUUCGGGCGCGCAAAUCAAAGUGCCAUUAUCAGAUUUGGUCAUGACAUACAGAAACCGCUGCUAUCUCACUGUGUUGGAGCAACUGCUGCUGUCGCUGUCGUCUCUGUCUCUGUCAACCCCUGAAUAUGCCGUUUUGGGUGACAACUUCCUCCGCAAUGCCUACGUGGUGUAUAACUUGGACGACUACGAGAUUUCUCUUGCUCAAGCCAAGUACACGGAUGAAGAGGACAUUGAGAUUGUGAGCUCGCUGGUUCCACUGGCAGUGAAGGCGGGAGGAUACUCAAGUACCUCGUUGAGCGAAUCCUCCGAUACACUGGAGGUUACGACGCUUUCGUCGUCGCUGUUGAAGAAAUCUGGCGCGCCUCGGUUAGCACCAUGGAAAGAAAUGGGCGCUGCGUUGAUGGUGCUUUUAGCCUUUGCAUUAAUGUGA
This is a messenger RNA of Clavispora lusitaniae ATCC 42720, 1743 nucleotides long. It is a transcript of the gene SAP9, whose product is annotated as aspartyl protease. The record is from RefSeq and is a predicted model, not a curated record. NCBI's taxonomy places the organism in Eukaryota, Fungi, Ascomycota, Pichiomycetes, Serinales, Metschnikowiaceae. Gene Ontology annotation, biological process: proteolysis. Gene Ontology annotation, molecular function: aspartic-type endopeptidase activity.